UGUCUUCCCUGUCCGAACCCUAGAAAUAGCCAUCUCUUCAAGGAGCACUGGUUCCUUUUAUUGGAGAAAAUAAUUUAGUAACCAAGACUAGGUUUCUAAAUGAGCUGGGACCGAAACCCGUUGCUGUCAAUUCGACUCUAACUCAUAGGACCCUAUAGGACAGAGUAGAACUGCCCCACAGGGUUUCCAAGGAGCAGCUGGUAGAUUCAAACUGCUGACCUUGUGGUUAGCAGCUUAGCUCUUAACCACUGCACCACCAGGGCUCCUCUCAGGGGACAGAGCUGGGAAACAUAUGUAUGUAUACUGACCCAUGUAUAUGGACAUACCUGUUUAUUUCUGUAUCUGUCUGUAAAUAUAAAUAUGAGUUCAUAGUGCUAUUUCUGACUUUAAUCCAGCACCAAAGGUUCCAUUCUAGCAUUCCCUUCCUUGAUUAUUUGUAAUAUCUUUCUGACAGUGACAGACUUGGCUCUUAUUAUAGAUUUACUUAUUUGUUCAACGCUAAUAUAUGUAUAAAGUAGGAAAAGGUAAUUUUAAUUGUUACAUCGAGCAAACUUCCAAAGCAUUUUGCAGUUGUUAAUUAAUUUAAAUUGUACUCCUCUAAGAUUGGCAUUUUAAAUGACUAUUUUUCAGCCCAAGUGGAAAGGUGAAAUCAUUUGCUACUGGUCAAACAGGAAGUGAGUGACUGUAGCUGGAAUUGAUGACCUGUUCUUACUCUCAGUGCUGUGCUCCAUCUCUAGGAUAGUUCUCUUUUCAUUAUCAGGUAUCUUGACCUACAAGUUAGCCUUCUUCCCUUCUUGGUGGGAUUGCUUUUUUUUUUUUAAAUUGAAAUGUUCCCAGUUUUUAGCUGUUUUUUACCUUCAGCAGUAUUGAGAACAAGAAAAAUUCCUUUUCUGGUUUCUUCCUACUUGUAGAAGCAUACAGUUGGAAGAGAUGUUAAACGUAAUCUAGUUGAGUUUUUCAAAGAUAAUCUAGUCCAGUUUUUCGCAGGAUACAAGUGAUUCCUCCAACCCUGCUCAAGUAUUCCCCAAGAUAGGGAUUUCACAGCUGGGCAGCUACCCAUUCCGGGUUUGCAAAUUUGUCCCUUUAGAAACACUUCCUUGACAGUGAUCUCAGAGCUGCCUUCCUGCAGCUUCUAUUAGUUGUUCUAGUUUUGUUAUCUGUGGUUAUCCCCUGUAGCUCCAGUCUCCACUUUAUAGCUGUUCAAUGACAGUUAUUAUGUCCCAUUUAAGUCUUUUCUUUCCUAGACUAAACAGUUUCUUUGCCACCCCCCCAUGAAAUAUGCUUUCGAAACCUUUUCCUAGCUUGGACAUCGUCCCGUGGAUGUGAUACAGUUGGUCAGUUGGGCAUCUAAAAUUGAAUAAACAUUUCAAGAUACAGUCUGAUCCAGAGCCUGUAUUAAAAAAAAACAAACCCAUUGCCGUCGAGUCAAUUCUGACUCAUAGUGACCCUAUAGAACAGAGUAGAGCUGCCCCAUAGGGUUUCCAAGGAGCGCCUGCUGGAUUUGAACCGCUGACCUUUUGGUUAGCAGCUAUAGCUCUUAACCACUACACCACCAGGGUUCUCUACACUGUAUUAUGCUCUGGAAAUGAAGUGAUUAAGGAAUUCAACAUGAUCCCUGCCCUUGGCAAGCUUACUGUUUAGUUUCUAUUGGUGCUGCUUUAGAAUAAGGUUGUGUUUUUUUUUUUCCCCUUUUAAUAUCCACUUCUCAAUGUUAGUUUAUAGUUGUAGUGAAGUCAUCUCGGUCUUUUUCUCCAAAAUUGCUAGUAAACCAGGUCUUCAUCCUCGGUUGAUUAGUUUUCUGAACCUAGCCCCUAUUUUCUUUGCUAAUUUCUGUUCAUUGUUCCAAAGUAGACAUUUGAAUCCUGAUUCCAUUACCCUAUUGUGCCUUUGUUAUCCUUCCUACUUCUGUAACUUUGAUGCUUGUUAUGAAUCUAAUUGUGUCCCCGCAAAGAAUAAUGCAUUCUAAAUCCUAAUCACUAUGCCUGUGGUUAUAAUCCCAUUUGGGAAUGGGUUGUCUCUGAGGCAGGAUUAGUGUAGUGUAGGGUGUGCUUUGAGUCAAUCUCUUACAAGAUAUAAAAAGAGCAGAUUAGGACAAGCAAGCAGAGAGGGGAAGAGAGAUGCCAAGUCACAUGAAGAUGCCCAGGAGCAGCAAAGCUCAAAGAGACAAGGACCUUCUUCCAGGGCCAACAGAGAGAGAAAGCCUUCCCCUAGACCGAGCACCCUGAAUUGGGACUUCUAGCGUCCUAAACUGUGAGAAAAUAAAUUUUUGUUUGCUAAGCCACCCACUUGUGGUGUUUCUCCUAUAGUAACACUAGAUAACUAAGAUAUAUUCUUUCUAUAUUUUUUACUUCAGUGGUUUAAUACUCAGGUAGGGAGUUCCAAGAUUAGAUCCUAGUAAUAUAUACUUAGAGACAAAACUCCAUGCUUUGGGUUUUUUGUAAAUAUUUUUUCCUUACUUCUGAAUUGUUGUUACUUUAGGAGGUAUUUCCCAAAGAGAUCUUGGUUCUGAUUUUCUGCUAUAGUUUGAGUACAAAAUUGUGAUGAAAAUAUUUUACAUCUUAAAACACUGAAGCAUGAGGCAUAGUUAGAUUUUUUUUUUUUUAAUGGUUGGUUAAAGUUAGAUUAUAUAAUUUUUUUUUUUAAUGAUAAAGUACAGGUAGUUUCUGACUUAUGAGUGGUCAUUAUAGUGGCUACUUUAUUUAUUUAUAAAAUGAAAUCCUUGACAACUUCAGUAUUUUCUCUGUUUAUUAUGAUGUUGCUUAUUGGUCCAGUUGUGAGGAUUUUUGUUUUCUUUAUGUUGAGGUGUAGUCCACACUGAAGGGUGUAGCCUUUGAUCUUCAUCACUAAGUGCUUCAAGUCCGCUUAGCUUUUAGCAAGCAAGGUUGUGUCAUCUGUAUACUGCAGGUUAAUGAAUCUUCCUCCAAUCCUAAUGCCGUAUUCUUCAUAUAGUCCAGUUUCUUGGUUUAUUCGCUCAGCAUACAUAUUGAAUAAGUAUGGUGAAAGGAUAAAACCAUUACGCACACCUUUCCUGAUUUUAAACUACACAGUAUCCCCUUGUUCUGUUCAAAUGGCUGCCUUUGGGUCUAUGUACAGGUUCUGCUGGGCACAAUUAAGUGUUUUGGAAUUCCAGUUCUCUGCAACAUUAUCCAUAAUUUAUUGUGAUCCACACAGUUGAAUGUCUUUGCAUAGUCGAUAAAACACAGGUAAACAUCUUUCUGGUAUUCUCUGCUUUUAGCCAAGAUCCCUCUGACAUCAGCAGUGGUAUCCCUCGUUCCACAUCCUUUUCUGAAUCCGGCUUGAAUUUCUGGCAGUUCUCUGUUGAUGUACUGCUGCAACUGUUUUGAAUUAUCUUCGGCACAGUUUUACUUCUGUGUGGUAUUGAUAUUGUUCGAUAAUUUCCAGGGAAAAGAAUGCAGUUGCUGGGUCAUAUGGUAACUCUGCGUUUAACUUUUUUGAGGAACUGCCAUACGGUUUUUCAAAGUGGCUGCAUCAUUUUACGUUCCCUUGAAGCAGUAUAUACCUGUUGCUGUUGAGUCGAUUCAGACUCAUAGCGACCUUACAGGAUGGAGUAGAACCGUCCCAGAGGGUUUCCAAGGAGCAUCUGUUGGAUUCAAACUGCCAGCCUUUUGGUUAGCAUCUGAAUGCUUAACCACUGUGCCACCAGGGCUCCAUAGGCAGUAUAUGAGGGUUCCAAUUUCAGUUCUAGUCAACACUUGCUAUUAUCUGUCUUUUUGAUUAAAAUCAUCCUAGUGGGUAUGAUGGAGUCGUGGUUGCGCAGUGGUUAAGAGCUUGGCUGCUAACCAAAAGGUCAGCAGUUUGAAUCCACCAGCCGCUCCUUGGAAACCCUCCUUAUGGGGCCGUUGUACUCUGUCCUCUAGGGUUACCCUGAGUCAGAAUCAACUUGGCGGCAACAGGUUUUUUUUUUUUUAAGUUGGUAUGAAGUGGUAUUUUAUUGUGGUUUUGAUUUGCAUUUCCCUGAUGACUAAUGUGCUUCUUGGCCAUUUGUAUGUAUCUUCUUUGGAGAAAUACCUAUUCAGAUCCUUUGCCCAUUUUAAAAUUAGGUCGUUUGUCUUUUUAUUAUUGAGUUGUAAGAGUAUUUUAUAUAUUAUAGAUACAAGUUUCUUAUCCUAUAUGUGACUUGCAGAUAUUUUCUCCCAUCUGUAGCUUAUCUUUUCACUUUCUUGAUAGUGUCCUUUGAAACAAGUCUUUACUUUUGAUGACGUCCAAUUUAUCUACUUUUUCCUUGGUUGCCUGUGGAUUAGCUGUCAUUUCUAAGAAGCCAUUGUCUAAUCCAGUAUUACGAAGAUUUAUGCCCAAGUUUUUUCCUAAGAGUUUUAUAGUUUUAGCUGUUACAUUUAGGUCCUUGAUCCUUUUUGAGUUAAGUUUUGUAUAUGGUGUGAAGUAGGAGUCCACAUUAAUUUUUUUUUGCAUGUGGAUAUCCAGUUGUCCCAGCACCAUUUAUCGAAGAGACUAUUUUUCUCUUGACUCGUCUUGGCACCCGUGUUGGAAAUCCGUUGUCUUAAUUAGCUAGUGCUGCUGUAAAACAAAUACCACAAAUGGGUGGCUUUAAAGAAGGUAAAUUUAUUUUUUCACAAUUCUGGGGGCUAAAAGUCCAAAUCAGAGUCUUGGCUGUGUUGAUUCCUUCUUUGUUGGUAACCCUGGCAUUCCCUGGUUCUUGGUGAUCCUCACAUGGCAUCUGUGUUCCCAUUGUGUACCUGCCUCUAUGUCUAAUCUGCCUGUUUUCUAAUUCAGAAGUGAUUAGGUUUAGGACACAUUCUACUUGGGUAUGGCCUCAUCAACAUAACAAAUAACCUGAUUCCCAAACAGGAUUACAUCCACAGUAAUAGGGGGUUAGGAUUCCAAUACAUAUUUUGGGGGGGACACAAUUCAGUCUAUAACAUCAGUUGACCAUAGAUGUAUGGGUUUGUUUCUGGGCUUUCUAUUCCACUGAUCUACAUGUCUGUCCUCAUGCCAGCACCACACUGUUUUGAUUACUGUAGCUCUAUAGUGAGUUUUGAAAUGGGAAAUUGUGAGUUCUUCAACUUCAUUCUUUUUAAUUGUUUUGACUAUCUAGGUCCUAUAUGUCCAUAUGAAUUUUUUGGAUGAGAUUGUCAAUUUUUGCAGAAAAAGUAGUUGGAAUUUUGGUAGGAAUUGCAUUGAAUCUGUAGAUCAAUUUGAGGAAUAUUGGCAUCUUAACAAUACUGUCUCCCAAUCCAAGCAUUACAACGAUUGUGAGGAUGGCACAGGACUGGGUAGUGUUUCAUUCUGUUGUACAUAGGGUCACAAUGAGUCGGAACUGACUUGAUGGCACCUAACAACAACCACAAAUCUGUGAAGAUGGGAUGUAGGUCUUUAAUAUUUUCCAACAGUGUUUUGUAGUUUUUAGUGUACAAGUCAUACACUUCUUUGGUUAAAUUUAUUUCCAAGCAUUUUAUUCUUUCUGCUACUAUUGUAGAUGAAAUUGUUUUCUUAAUUUUCAUGUUUUGAUUGCUAGUGUAUAGAAAUACAACUGCUUUUUAUAUAUUGAUCUGGUACCCUACAACCUUUUAAACACUUGCUUAUUAGCUGUAAUAAUUUUUUUGUGAAUUUCAUAGGAUUUUCACUUUUUUUUUAAUUACUGAUUUAUACAUGUUUUUCCACUGUAUUGAGGCCCUGUUGAAGUGAGGACUGAAUUUCGUAGUUCGUUUUUCUUUCCUUACUGCCAAAUAAACGUACGCUCAAUUAAUACUGGGUUAAAGGUGCCAUUGUAGUGGAGUUUAGUGUAGCAUAAUGCCACUAAUGUCUUGGAAAAUGGCACAGAAGGGAAAUGCAGAAGUAUUUUAAGUAUAAAAUGUUUCCUGGAUCCAGGAAAGGCAAUUAUUCUCACUCCUGUCCCUGCCUCUCUGUAUCCCUUACCCCUAAUUAUCCUAUGUAUCUGCAACUUAGAAUACUAAUCAUAAAACGUCUGUGUGUUAGAACAGGAACCUUAAGCUGAUUUUGUAUUUUAUUUUUCUAAGGAAAUGUGUUCUGUUUAUGUUCACAAAAUAGUUCUUUCAUGAACCUAGGAGUACUUGUGGUAUUGUGAUUGGCUAAUUUUGUUAAUUCUGUACUCAAAUUUUUUCUUGGGUAAAUGCAAGCUGCACUCAUUUUCUUUUUCCUCUUAGCUACUAAAUCAUAGAGAGGUGAGAGUAACAUUUGCUUUCGAAGGGCAGGAUCUGACCUGUUCUUUUGUCAUUUUCUGCCUGCCUGUAAUUACCAUAUAUGAAAAAUACUUUUUGAAAGCAUCCAGUUCUUUAAAGAGGAGAAGACUAGAGAAUUCACAGUUUCCUUUUAAUCAGGGAUUUGAAAUGAUUUCAUAACAUCCAGUUCUUUAAAGAGGAGAAGACUAGAGAAUUCACAGUUUCCUUUUAAUCAGGGAUUUGAAAUGAUUUCAUAAAGAACAGAUUCUCUGUAAUAGUUUGGCCAUUCUAAAGGAGGUGGUGAAUAAUACAGGUAAAGUGUGAGAAUCUCUGAAAAAUGCUACGUAUUUUUUUCCUACCUCCCCAUGGUACUGCGUGUACAUCUUGUUCAUUCCAACUGCUGCGCAGUGUCCUGGGGGUGCCGCCACCCCAUUUUACUUAGCUUCACUCUGAUAGUGGACACCUAGAUGAGGCAACAAUUUUGUAACUCUGUUAACUAUUUUUUUCUGGCAUUUAGUUCCGUAUUCCUAAAUAAUAUGUUUAUUCUGCUGCUGUUUCUUAUUUUCUUCAAUUGUAGAUAUUAUCUGUUGGCUUCCAACAAUGGAAGUAAGGAUUUAGCUUUUUAAAUUUUUUUAUUGUGCUUCAAGCAAAAGUUUCCAGUUCAAGUUAGCUUCUCAUACAAAAACUUACACACACAUUAUUAUGUGACCCUAGUUGCUCUCCCUAUAAUGGGACAGCAAACUCCUCCUUUCUAUCCUGUAUUUCCCAUGUCCAUUCAACCAGCUCCCGUCCCCUUGUGCCUUCUCAUUUUACCUCUGGACAGGAGCUGCCCAUGAAAAAUACUACGUAUUAUAAAGAAUUCAGUUCCAUCAGCAGUCCAGGCAACUAUGGUGGCUAGGUCAAAGUAGAAACUUCUGGAAGUAGCUACAGGCUGCAUGGCUAUGUGGUUGAGCAAAUCAAAGAUAAUUGAGUCUUCUCUAAUCCAUUUCUCAGCACCAGUAGAUAAAUAUAAGGUAUGAGAUAGACCUGUAUUAUUCAGUCUAUCCUAUUUAAUUAAACCGAAAGAUAUAAUCAGGUAGUUCCCAUACCUAACUUUGCCUGCUCAUAGGGAAACACCGCAGGUCAUUAUUUGAAGUCCAAAUUUCUCAAACUUCUGUAGUUGCGUUGGCCUAUCAUUGUGAAUUUGAUUUCAUAGUAUUAAUUCUUAUGUCCCUUGUUCUUCUGUUUUAGAAAAUUUGAAAUGCAUUACAGAAGUUGAGAGAUUAAUAUUAAGCAGUGCCUUCCCAAGUUCCCAACACUUCUCUUCAAUCAUUAUUAAUCCAUGGCCAAUUUUCAUUCAUCUCUGUUUCUACCUACUUCCUUACCUUUCUUGACUUUAUUAUUUUGAAACAAAUCCAAGAUACCAGUUCAUUGGUUAAUAUUUCAGGAUGUAUCACUGAAAGAUAGGAUUUAUCUUUUAAAUAUAAUCACAGUACUAGUGAAGAACCUCAAAAUUUGACAAAUUCUCUGUUAAUGUUCAAAUUUUCCUCAUCUCAUAAAUGUUUUUUACAACUGGUCCAUAAAGGGGAUCCUAACAAGGUCUUCAUUUGGUUGAUAUGUUUCUUAAGUCUCUUUUAACAGAAUCUCCUGCUCUCUUUUUCCUUGCAAUUCACGUAUUGAAAAAACUGGGUCAUUUGUCCUGUAAAGCUUUUCAUAUGCUGGAUUUUGCUGCUUGCCUCUCUGUGAUGGUAUGUAACAUGUUUCUUGCUCCCCAUAUAUUUUUUGUAAACCGGUAGAGCUAGAAAUUUAAUUUUUUUUUUUUUUUGCAGGAUGUCUCCCUGGUGGCGCAGUGGUUAAGAGCUCAACUGCUAACCAAAAAGUUGGCAGUUCGAAUCCACCAGCUGCUCCUUGGAAACCCCAUGGGGCAGUUCUGCUCUAUCCUAUAGGGCUGCUAGUUCCUUGGAAGCCCGAUGGGGCAGUUUUCUUUAUAGGGUCGCUAUGAGUUGGAAUUGACUCGACAGCAACGGGUUUAAUGGCUAAUGUGGAGCCCUGGUGGCACAGUGGUUCAGAGUUUGGUUGGCAACCAAAGGGUGACAGUUCGAAUCCUUCAGCCGCUCCUUGGAAACUCUAUGGGGCAGUUUUACUCUGUCCUGUAGAGUUGCUAUGAGUUGGACUCGACUUGAUGGCGUUGGCUUUGGUUUGGUUUUCUUCCUAAUUAUUACUUUCCAUUCUUAGGAAAUCAUUAAAUGUCCUGGAGUUCAUAGAGAAUGUUCAUUUAAGCAUGUGAAUAAUGAGAUAGGCAGCUCUUUUACAGUAUUAAUAUCAAUCUGUUACAGCAUUUUGGGUCUGAUGAAGACUGAUUUCUACCAAUUUCAGACUUUUUGGCAACGUAGACUUGAAGAACGUUGCUGUGCUCUCUUAUGUUUCAGUUGUGAUACCCAGACUGAGGGAAGAAAAAAACAAAACAGAUGAAGCAGUCCAGCUUCAUCUGGAAUCCUUUGAGACAGAGGGUGCUGAUCUGUACAGUAGCAAUCUCCAGACGUACUAACAGGCAAUUACAGCAGUGCAGAAUGGCUGACCUCAGUCUUGCAGAUGCAUUAACUGAACCAUCUCCAGAAAUUGAGGAAGAGAUAAAGCGAGACUUUAUUGCCACGUUGGAGGCAGAGGCCUUUGAGGAUGUUGUGGGAGAAACUGUUGGAAAAACAGAUUAUAUUCCUCUCCUGGAUGUUGAUGAAAAAACUGGGAACUCAGAGUCAAAGAAGAAACCAUGCUCAGAUGCUAGCCAGGUUGAAGGGACUUCAUCUUCUAAAUCAGCAGUGCUAGCCAAUGGCGAUCAUGAAGUAGAAGGGAAUGACACUACAGGGUCCCCUACUGAAUUCCUUGAAGAGAAAAUGGCCUACCAGGACUAUAUGAACAGUCAAAACUGGCCAGAAGAUGUAAACUUUUGCUACCAACCAGAACAAGUGGUAAAUCCUAUCCAGACUGAUUCCUUUAAGAUGCACCAAGAUGAUGACCAGGCAGAUUUUCUCUUUAUCCCCAGUGGGACAAACAAUGCCUCAACAGUUACAGGGCAAAGUGAUCCUUUGAAUGACAUUUAUGGCAUGCCUCACUAUGAUGCAUUUGCUUCAGCAACUGGUGAUGUACAUCAGGGGUGGUCUGUGGAAGCCCCCAACUCUCCACACUCGGCAUCUCUCGUUUCCCCAGAGUCUAUUAAACAACCUCUGCAGCCCACGGAAGAGCCAGCCAAGGAGGUAGAAAUGGCAUCAGCAAGAGAGAGGAUACCCACAGAAGUACUGGAAAUACUGCCAUCUAGAGAAACAGAGAUGGCAUUCGCUGAAGACAUGGAACCAUCCACCAGAUCAGAUGUGGCACUGGCCAAGGACACAGAACCUUUCAUUGAAUCAGAUUUGGCUCUAGUCAAGGACAUGGUACUACCCAAAGAAACAGAGGUGGUCCUAGCCAAGGAUAUUGUCUUGCCCACAGAAGCAAAUGCAUCUUUGGACAAGGACACCGUACUAUCCACAGAAACAGAGGUAACCCUGGGCAAGGAUUUGACACUGUUAAAAGAAACAGAGGUGGCACCACCUAUUAAAAUGGAUUUGGCCUCAGCUGAGGGAAUGGUAUCACUCUCAGAAAUAGAGGUGUCAGUGGCUAAGGACAAUGUAACAUCCACAGAAAUAUCCCUGGCCAAGGAGUUGUCCCUGUCUCCAGGGACAGAGGUGGCUCUUGCCAGGGAUGUGGCACUGCCCCCAGAAACCAAGGUAGUCCUAACCAAGGAUGAGACUUCACCCGCAGAAGCAGAGGUGACCUUGGUCAAGGAUAUGGCUCUGCCGCCAAAAGCAGAGGAGGCCCCAGUCAAGGUUGUGACUCCAUCCCCAGAAACAGAGGUAGCUCUCGACAAAGGUGUGGCUGUAUUCCCAGAAACAGAGAUGACCUUGGCCAAGGGUAUGGCUCUGCCUCCAGAAACAGAGGUGGCCCUAGUCAAGGAUGUGGCCCCAUCCCCAGAAACAGAGGUGACGUCAGUCAAGGAUGUGGCUCCAUCCCCAGAAACAGAGGUGACCCCAGUCAAGGAUGUGGCUCCAUCCUCAGAAACAGAGGUGCCUCCAGUCAAGGAUGUGGCUCCAUCCUCAGAAACAGAGGUGGCCCCAGUCAAGGAUGUUGCUCUGCUCCCAGAAGAGGUAGCUGUGGUCAAGGAUGUGCCUCUGCCUCCAAAAACAGAGGUAGCCCUGCCUACGGAUGUGGCUCUGCCCUCUGGAACAGAUGUGACCCAGGCCAGCAACUUGACUCCAACCAAGGAUGUUGCACCACCCUCAAAAGCAGAGGUGACACCAGCUCCAGUUCAGGACAUGGAAAUUGCAUGGACACAGGAAGGAAUAAGUGAGGAUUCCCAGUUAGAAUCUCUCCAGAAUGAGGGGCAGUCAGUUGCACCUGCUUCCAGGAUUUCACCAGAACCUGUCACACCCUUGGGCCAAAAGUACCGUGUGCCAACAGAUGAGGAUUCUGCGUUAGAGAAACUAGAGCAAAAGAAACAAAUCAAUAGUCAGCCUAAUGAACUUUCUUCAGAGACCUCAGGUACCCCUACCACACAAGCCAAACAAGUUUGCAGAACCAGUGACCGCAAGUCAGUCCGGCCCAAGCCUGCCAGGGUCCCUCCUGAGCUGCUGGGAGGCCGUCCUCCACAGAAGACUCUUGAUCCCAGGCUGGGCCCCUGCUCUUUGUCUGAGUUGGGUUGGGUCUCUGGUUCGUCUCCCUGUGGCGAGCCUGGGAACCAGAGAAAAACUAUUCAUGUUGACUUCUUUGAACCACAGAGGGACGUUGGCAGGGAGACCUGGAAUGUAGAAAGCACACCAAUGAUGAUGAAGAAAAAAAAGAAGAAACCAAAGCAAAAGAGAUAUUCUCAACCUCGGGCAGGGGGUCUUUGGGAUGAGGACAAUGCAGAUGAGCCUAAAAGACAUUCUUUUGCAACUGUCCCACAAAAAUCAGGUGUUCUUCCCAGCCAGUCUGCUACCGUAGGCACAGAAUAUGGACCUGUAUCCAGAGAAAAUUUGGAAAAGGAAUGUGUAGUUGACUCCAGAGCAGUCAAGCUGGUAGCUGAGAACUUUGUCUCAGAGAGUCUCAAAGUUCCUUUGUAUUCUUCAGAAGAACCCUUGAAAACUGAAGUAAAUUCUCAGCCCAGGCUGAGAGCGGAAUCAGAAGUCAAAGGUAACAAGUCAGUACCACUGAGCCAAGACAAGAAAUCGCUGCAGCAAAGUGAAUACAGACUACAGCCUAUACCCCAGCUGAAGAUUCCUGUACCUAAAAGCCAGGAAAUAGACUCUCUCAAUCUGAAAGGACCCCUUUCAGAAAUUUCUGCACACCAUGUAGAAGAUCCUUUGGAGAUCAGACCCAAAGAGGGUUGCUUUCCUGUUUUGAACCAAGAGGGUAAGGGUAGUGUUUCAAGACCCACUACAGCAAAAGACCUGCCUAAUUUAAUACCUACUUUAACAGCAAGUAAUCCAUUAGGAAGUAUUCUCAAAGAAGGGGAUGAUGAAAGUAAAGUGCCUGAACUGCAGAAUAUCACACAGAAAGAGUUUUCUGAGGGAGCUGACGAGGUUAAAGAACGAAAAAAGGAGGCUUUUUCCAAGCAAAAGCAAGAGAUCAGUGUCUUUGUUUCUGAGCAGCUGCAGGGCAAGGUGUUAGGUCAGGUCCUUGAGCUGGGGAGUGAACCAUUUAAGGGAAUGGUAGGUGAUGGCAAGAACAGAAAGGGAAGGGGAAGUUCUGGGAAGAUGAGAGCAAAUUCUGGGAAAGUGAGAGCAAGACCUGAACUGUCAGUUCCUCUAGACAGCCAGAAGGACAACAUGGCUGAUCUUGUGCUAAGUGAGCCAGCCCUAAAAGCAGAAGGAAUGACUACUGCGGCUAAGAAUGAGGAGCUAGGGCUAGAUUCUUCAGAGCAACCAGGGACCAUGACUGAUCUCACUGAGGCAGUGGUGAUGGGAGAGCCUAAGGAGAAUAUUAACCCUAUGGUGUCAUUGAUUCCUUUGGGAAAUCAGUCAGGCGUGACUCAAAUUUCUGGUUAUAGCACAGAAAGAGGAGCCGUAGCCAUAGAUAAGAGUGUCAGUAACCAGAGCAAGGAAGGAAAGUGUCCUUGGAUGGAUUCUGAGGCAGCUCCCUGGAUUUCUGAAAAGCCUAAAAAGAGAGGCAAUGACGGCAAAAACAAAAAGUUUAAAAAUAGUUAUUCCACACAGCCUGCUAGAAUGGAGAACAAGGCAGAAAUCUUCAGUCCACCUUUUGUAGGUAGUUAUGAGGCUGCUGGUAGCAGUCCCCGUAAAAAUGAGGAGUUAGGACUUGGUUUCCCCAAAAUACAUGAUCCUUUGUUCUCAGAUAUAUCCAGUACACCCACAGUGGAAUUAGUUGACAGAAAGGGUAGAAAUGCUGAGGGUAGUUCUUUUGAGCUUGGGGCUUUGUCGGAGAACAAAACAAGCACAGUCAAGGAUUGUGCUGUUACUCAGCCAGCAGCCACAGUGACAGAUGUGGGCUGCCAAGACCAAAUCCAGGGGGUAGAAUUUGUUCCUUUAGUACUGCCUGAGGAGAGUAAGACAGAUGCAGCUCCGGGACACACUGCAGUGGCUGACAAACCAAAUAAAAAGAGUGAUGAUGGAAAAAGUCAAAAGGUUAAAAAUAAUUUCCCCAAGAAGCACAUUCUGGAGAAUAAGAUAGAUGUAACAAAAAUACAUGUUCCCAUGGAAACCACAGGGGACCACAGAAUUGAAGGACUAGGCUAUGUGGAUGAAAAUAGAAAUAUUACAUUUACCUGCCCCAGAACACCACCAGAGUUGAUGAGUAAGUCAGCCCCUCUGGAGGCUAUGGAAUCAGCAACCUGUGAAAAACUGCCCAUUUCUCCUCCUCAAGUAGUAAAAGAAGGUGAUUCCUUUCCAGAUACUUUGGCAGAAAGUGAGCAAGCGGCAGCCUCAGCCCAGAUUUCCAAAUUAUUAGUAGUAGACAACUGCAGCAAAGAUGGAGUCUCAGGUCAAGAAGGACCCAAGGCUCCCACUGCUGUUAUGCCUUGUACAAACAUAGGAGUUGCUCUGAUUUUCCCAGCAGCCAUAGAAACAGUUGACAGCCAUGGAGAUAACUAUUGUAAGAGUAAAGGUGAGCUUGCUCAUCCUAUGAAAAAUGAAGAAGAAAUAAAUGGAGGGCAUGUAGUAGGAAAACCUGAGUCAGUGCACAGUGAUGCAUCUGAGGAUUUAACAGAGAAAACCACAGUGCCAGCAAAAGGGCACUUCCUUCCUAGAGCACCAGAAGACCACAGCCUACCAGGAGAAGUCAGAGUCCUAGAAGCAUAUGCAGAUAGGGGUAAUUUUCCAGCAUACCCAGUGAAAAAAGAAAAAGAGACCGAGGAAGGGUCUGUUCCAGCUCAGAUUCCUGAUUUACUGGGAGACAAAACACAAAAGCCCAGUUUCUGUGAGGACCAAAAUAAUGAAUGUAGAGAUUCCAGGGACUCAGAUAGUUUGAAUAAGGGGGUGGAUAUAACUCUUCUGCCUGCAAAAAGUAAAAAGGAUAAAUUGAAAGAAAUGAGUCUGGCUUGUGAUAUCACAGAGUUGGAAUAUGCUUCCUCGGCAACACCAGACCUCCAGUCAGAUUUCUUACAUGGCAAAGUUGAAGAUACUCCUUCUGGAAUGGUAGAUGAGUUGGUAGUGACUGCUCCCAAGGGUCUUGAACUUCCAAAACCCAAAGAUAAGAUCUUGGAGGCACCUCUGAAAAGAGCAGAAAUAUCUGAACCUGUGGCAUUGGGAGAAGGGAAGAAGGAAAAUAAAAGCAGGAUGACAGAACCAAUGAAAGGCUACAUGAGACCUACAAAGUCCCGGGGACUUACUCCACUUCUUCCGAAGUCUACAAUCCAGGAACGUGAGCGAUCCAAGCAACAGAAGUCCAUUGUUUGCUUGGGCCCAUCAACUGUCUUCACAUAAUUCCUCCCCUUCCACCUCUUUGGAACAGCCAAGCCAGAAGAAGGACGGCCUACUGUGAGUGUGACUGGAAAUGACAUCACUGCCCCUCCAAAUAAGGAGCUCCCACCAAGCCCAGAAAAGAAAACAAAGCCUUUGGCCACCACGCAACCUGCAAAGACUUCAACAUCGAAAGCCAAACCACAGUCUGCUUCUAGCCCUAAGCAGCCCGCUCCCACCACCCUUGGUGGGCUGAAUAAAAAACCCAUGAGCCUUGCUUCAGGCGUAGUACCAGCUACCCCACCCAAACGCCCUGCUGCCGCUACUGCCAGGCCUUCCAUCUUACCUUCAAGAGACGGGAAGCCAAAGCUUGUUACAGAGGCAAAGAUUCCUGAGAAGCGAGCCUCACUUCCCAAGCCAUCCUCUGCCCCAGCUGCCAGACCCGGCUCCAAGAGCACUCAGACUGUUCCGAAAGCCCCACCAGCUGCCACUCCUGCCGCAGCUGUGUCAAGCAGUAGGACCUCCCCCAUGGCUCUACCCAAGAGGCCCACUGCCAUCAAGUCUGAGGGAAAACUUGCAGAUGUCAAGAAGGUGGCUGCAAAGUCUGCACCAGCUGACUUGAGUCGCUCAAAGAGCACCUCCACCACUUCUGUGAAGAAAAGCACCACUUCAACUGGGGCAGCCCCCCUGGCAGGAGUGGCUUCCAACCGAGUCAAGCCCACACCCGUGUCUCCUCGGCCCUCUGUGACGCCUUCCAAGGACAAGAAGGCCACGCCAGCCAAGCCCAACUCCUCCACCCUCAGUCUGAGCCGCACGGGAACCAAUGCUUCUACCCCUGAUUUGAAGAAUGUCCGCUCCAAGGUUGGCUCCACAGAAAACAUCAAGCAUCAGCCUGGAGGAGGCAAGGCCAAAAUAGAGAAAAAAACAGAGGCAGCUGCUACAGCUCGAAAGCCUGAACCUAAUGCAGUCACUAAAACAGCCGGCCCUAUUGCGAGUGCACAGAAACCACCUGCUGGGAAAGUCCAGAUAGUCUCCAAAAAAAUGAACUACAGCCAUAUUCAGUCCAAGUGUGGUUCCAAGGACAAUAUUAAGCAUGUCCCUGGAGGUGGUAAUGUUCAGAUUCAGAACAAGAAAGUGGACAUAUCUAAAGUCUCCUCCAAAUGUGGAUCCAAGGCCAACAUCAAGCACAAGCCUGGCGGAGGAGAUGUCAAGAUUGAAAGUCAGAAGUUGAACUUCAAGGAGAAGGCCCAGGCGAAGGUGGGAUCCCUCGAUAAUGUGGGCCACCUGCCUGCCGGAGGUGCCGUGAAGACUGAGGGCGGUGGCGAGGCCCCUCCGUGUCCGGGCCCCCUUGCUGGGGAGGAGCCUGCCAUCCCUGAGGCGGCGCCCGAAGCUGGCACCCCCACUUUGGCCAGUGGCCUCAGUGGCCACACCACCCUGUCAGGGGGUGGUGACCAAAGGGAGGCCCAGGCCUUGGACAGCCAGAUCCAGGAGACAAGCAUCUAAUGAUGACAUUCUGGUCUCGUCUUCCGUCCCCUGUGUGCCCCUCUUGUCUCCCUGUUGCCCUUUCCCUUUCCCCCUUCCGUGUCACUGCAGAUUGAGACCUACAGGCUGACGUUCCGGGCAAACGCCAGGGCCCGCACCGACCAUGGGGCUGACAUUGUCUCCCGGCCCCCCCACUUCCCUGGCGGCCCCAACUCGGGUACCCGGGC
Messenger RNA from Loxodonta africana (African savanna elephant), 15768 nucleotides. RefSeq names its product microtubule associated protein 4 (gene MAP4). Gene Ontology annotation, cellular component: neuron projection. The transcript has 21 exons. Gene Ontology annotation, biological process: neuron projection development; microtubule cytoskeleton organization. Gene Ontology annotation, molecular function: microtubule binding. The record is from RefSeq and is a predicted model, not a curated record. NCBI's taxonomy places the organism in Eukaryota, Metazoa, Chordata, Mammalia, Proboscidea, Elephantidae.